AGAGAUGCUUCUUUGUCUUGGUGAAAGAGAAAGAGGGAGAAUUUGAAUAGUGUGUGUAUGAUUUGCUUUGCGUUUUUGCUAGUUUGAAUCGAAGGAUCCGAGGUUUCUGUAUAGAAAUGAUUCGUUGUUCUUCGCGAAAGGGGGAAGGAGAAUUUAAAUAGAUUUGAAUUGCAUUUUAGCUAGUUUGAAUCAAAGAUUCGAGGUUUUCAUAUAGCAAUGCUUCGUUUUUCUUCGUGAAGAGGGGAGAGAGAAUUUUAAUAGUUUGUGUAUGAAUUGCUGAGCAUUUUAGUUUGUUUGAAUCAUAGAUUCCGAGAUUUGCUGAUAAAAAGGCUUCAUUGUUCUUGUGGGAUACUGCUCAUUCGAAAGGGGGCUCUGUUGGUUCGAAUGGUUUUGUGAUCAUCCCCAAAAAUGUUAAGGAUCUACGACAAAAUCCGGGGAAUGGUGAUCUUGACAUCUUCACAUAUGAGGAAAUGAAGUUGGCAACCAAGCACUUCCGGCCAGACCAAGUGCUGGGUGAGGGUGGCUUUGGCAUUGUCUAUAAAGGUGUGGUGGAUGAAAACUUGCGCCCGGGCUAUAAGAUGACUCAAGUUGCCAUUAAAGAGCUUGAUCCCGAAGGUCUACAAGGAGACAGAGAAUGGCUGGCAGAAGUUAAUUAUCUAGGGCAGCUCCGACACCCUAACCUGGUGAAAUUAAUCGGCUACUGCUGCGAGGGCGACCAUAGGCUGUUGGUCUACGAAUAUAUGGCGUCUGGGAGCUUGGAGAAACACCUUUUCUUAAGAGUUCGCGCAACUUUAACGUGGCAACAAAGAUUGAAAAUCGCUUUGGAUGCUGCAAAGGGGCUUGCAUUUCUUCAUGGAGUGGAGAAGCCCAUUAUCUACAGGGAUUUCAAGACUUCGAACAUUUUGCUCGAUCUGGAUUUUAACGCAAAGCUUUCUGAUUUCGGAUUGGCUAGGGUCGGCCCCACUGGUGAUCAAACACACGUGUCAACACGGGUUAUGGGCACGUAUGGUUAUGCUGCUCCCGAGUAUGUCAUGACUGGACAUUUGACAGCAAGAAGUGACGUUUAUGGCUUCGGAGUAGUUCUGCUGGAGAUGCUGAUUGGCCGGCGAGCAAUGGACAAGAGCAGGCCGAGCCGAGAGCACAACCUCGUGGAGUGGGCUCGGCCCCUGCUAAACCACAGCAAGAAGCUCGCGCGAAUACUCGAUCCAAGAAUCGAGGGGCAAUACUCGGGGCGAAUUCUCAUGAAGGUGGCCAACCUGGCAUAUCAGUGCCUGAGUCAGAACCCGAAAGGGCGGCCUGUGAUGAGUCAGGUGAUUGAGAUACUCGAACCCCUUGUGGCUCAAGAAACGAAUAGAGGGGAGAUGGUUCCGAGCAACGAAGGUGGCGGUGUAACGCUAUAUGAAGUUCCGAAGACGCCCAAGGAACAGAGUUUCCCCAAAGGCAAGAGCGAGAGGGAAGUGCAGCCUCCGAAGAGCAACGGGAGAAGCAAGAGCGAGCCGCCCAAGGAGUGCGACCUUUACGAUCAGUCGCCGGAGGAGUUGCAUCUUGAGAGAUCAAACUCAGGUAGACGUUGAACUGCAUUUGAAUUGUUUGUAAACUAUUAUUGAAACAAAUGCAUCUUCUUGCUGCCAUGUUUUACCAUAACUACAUAUUUUUUGCACCUUUUGUGCCUUAAUAAAGUUAUAUUUACACCGGAGAUGUAUAAA
This is a messenger RNA of Salvia splendens (bonfire salvia), 1706 nucleotides long. RefSeq names its product probable serine/threonine-protein kinase PBL17. Gene Ontology annotation, molecular function: ATP binding; protein kinase activity. NCBI's taxonomy places the organism in Eukaryota, Viridiplantae, Streptophyta, Magnoliopsida, Lamiales, Lamiaceae. Gene Ontology annotation, biological process: protein phosphorylation. The record is from RefSeq and is a predicted model, not a curated record. Bases 471 to 1574 code for a protein of 367 amino acids. The transcript has 6 exons.